Messenger RNA from Seriola aureovittata, 2076 nucleotides. RefSeq names its product phospholipase B1, membrane-associated. Lineage: Eukaryota; Metazoa; Chordata; Actinopteri; Carangiformes; Carangidae. The record is from RefSeq and is a predicted model, not a curated record. Gene Ontology annotation, cellular component: brush border membrane. The transcript is spliced from 16 exons. Bases 972 to 2054 code for a protein of 360 amino acids. Gene Ontology annotation, biological process: phospholipid metabolic process. Gene Ontology annotation, molecular function: A2-type glycerophospholipase activity; phosphatidylcholine lysophospholipase A1 activity; retinyl-palmitate esterase activity.
CUGUGGUUCAGGACUUCACAGCUCCACAACACCACACACACAUCUCUGCUCUAUAUGACAGUUUCCUCCAGGAUCACAGCAGGAAACAGAUUGUAUCACCUGCAGGGAUAUUUUUCCUCCAUUUUAUUGAAUUAUUUAUUGUUGCAUGAUUGUUUUUUGUUUAUUAAUCCCUCAUUUAAAAAAUAGCAGUGCAUUAAGCUGAGUAGGUGGUGGCUUUCACUGCCUCACAGAGCUGCAACACCUGGAAAAAACAUCAGUUUUAGUGUCUAAAAAUGUAGUUUCAAUGGCUUUUCUAACAGGACAAUAACAUACAGCAUACUAUAAUGCAUAACUACCAUACUUUUAUAUAAUAAAAGUAACACACUGGAGUUUAAGUAUUUAAAACACUUAAAUAGCUCAAGUAAAAUGCAUUUUAAAAAAAACUUCAGUUUUAAAAAGCUUUAAAAAUAGAUUUUAAUUUGGUCUGUAUUCAAGAGGUGUUGUAUGCCAUGUGUUAAGCAGGGUUCAACCACAUAGGUUAGCAUUUGAUCAAUGGCAUAAUGGAGGGACUACAACUCCCAGCAUGCCUGGCAACACUUAAGGAAGAGUUGGAGGAAGACGGAGGGAGGGGGCUGCUGCAAAACAGAGGGAUGAAAGAUGAGUGAAGCACCGAUCAGCUUCACUUCUACAGCUGCAGGUUUAAAAAGGAUACAGAUGAUCACAGGAACCGCCAUCGCAAUCCUCCCCACCUCUGUGUCCUUCUGCAUGAUCUUUUUGACACGACUCUGCGAGCAAAAGCAACAGAUUUCACUCCAGUAGACCACAGAAAAUUACAACAAAGUUAAGAUGCUGCAUUCAGGUGCUCCUUGUAAACUCCUGUUCCCUAGAUCUCAGGCGGCACAUCGAGUGGAGAAGAGGACACUUUCAACCAGGAUGUUUUUGGAGCAGAUUUUCUCCAGCGUGAUCUGCAUCCUCUGUUCCACUGCCCUGAUAUGAGUCCGUCUCCAGCCGUGCCCACCUCAGUUGAAUAUGUGAAAGCUGCAGACGUCAAAGUCAUCGCUGCACUGGGAGACUCUUUAACUACAGCUAUUGGUGCCAAUGGAUCAACAAUUUUGUCAGUACCUUUUGAAUUUCGUCAAGUGUCGUGGAGCAUCGGAGGUUAUGGGACUUAUCAAAAUGUCAUUACACUGGCAAAUAUUUUUAAACUCUUCAAUCCCAAACUGCUGGGUCCGUCCCCGGUGAUGACGUUCAACGGUCGGCCCACAACUGUCAACGAGACCGGCUUCAACUUCGCCGUCACCGGCCACAACACGCUGAACGUCUCAGAUCAGAUACGACACAUGAUAGAUACGUUCAAAUCUUAUCCAGGUCUGAACUUCCAGGAGGACUGGAAGGUGGUGACGAUGCUGAUCGGCAUGAACGACAUCUGUGAUUACUGUAAAAACAAGACUUUGUUUUCCCCCGACAGCUUCAUCCACUACAUGACAGAAGCUCUGGACCUGAUGAUGAAUGAGAUCCCCAGGACCAUCGUGAACGUGGUGCAGAUUCUUUCCAUGAAGCCUCUCAGAGAAGUUCAGAGGCCAACUCUGGGCUGUCAGCUCCAAAAGAGUUUCUGCUCUUGUCUCAUUCAACCUGAAGAAAACUCCCCCGAGCUGAAGGAGCUGGUUGAGACUAACUUUGAGUUCCAGAGAAGAUUAGAGAAGCUUCUAAACAGCGAUCGCUUCUUCAAAAAGGACUUUGCUGUUGUUCUGCAACCUUAUUUAAAGAACACACAACCAGCGAGACUUCCUGACGGGAAACUUGACAUGAGCUUCUUCACGGCAGAUUGUUUCCACUUCACUGUUAAGGGACACGAGAAACUGGCAAAGGGACUGUGGAACAACAUGUUCCAGCCUGAAGGAGGGAAAGAGAUGAUAAAGACAUUUGAUGAGCCGAUAAAUCUCAUCUGUCCACCGAAGGAGCAUCCGUACAUUUACACCAAACCCCGAGCUGCGUCGUCUGCAGCGGCACUGAAGCAUUUCUCCCUGAUGCUGAUGUCUCUGCUUUCUGUGUUUGUCCCGUUUCAUUUACUGUAAUUCGACUCAACAAAAGCUGAGU